CCUGCUUCCCCGAGCAGUUAGUUCAUGUAUUUUGCAGCAGGGCAGAGCAGAUGGCAGCAAGGCGGUGCGGAGACUGUUUGAUAAUAACAGAGAAGGACUGACUUUGAUAGUACAGUCAAAACAGUCCACAUGAAUAAACCGGAUACUGGAGCGAAUAUACGCCCGACCGACGGGAACUUCUAAUGGAAAUAUAAUAACAUUAUUCACUCUCUAAAAAGCCUUGCACUUACAUUUGCUGGCAGACAGAUAAUUCAAUAUCAUUUCUCACUCUCAAGGGAUUAAAGGUAUUUUUCUCUGACUGUAUUUUUCGCGAAGGCAAAAUGCGGGUGAAAUCUAGAGACGAGAGUUUGAAUACUUCUGGGGAAUGUGACGGAUCCAAUGACUUGCUGACAGGUAACCCUCCCUCAGGCCAGAGCAGAAAGAACAUGAAGCAGCGCUUCCUCAAACUUCUGCCCUGCUGUCAUGUGGACUCCACACCAACCGUCAGGCAAAACAGUAUAGAAGAGGAUUUUGAGCUUGCCACUGUGUGCUACAGGCCGGAUAGUCUGGAAAAAAUGAUGGAGCAGACCAAAUUCUCUAAAACAGAGCUACAAAUCCUCUAUAGAAGUUUCAAAAGUGAAUGUCCCUCUGGAUUAGUAAAUGAAGAGACUUUUAAGUUAAUCUACUCUCACUUUUUUCCUCAUGGAGACUCUAGCGCAUAUGCACAUUUCCUGUUUGAGGCUUUUGACCGACACAAAAAUGGAGCAGUAAGCUUUGAGGAUUUUGUGGUUGGCCUGUCAAUCAUCUUGCGUGGUACCGUCACUGAUAGACUUGGCUGGGCCUUUAGUUUGUAUGAUCUUAAUAAAGAUGGCUGCAUCACUAAAGAGGAGAUGAAUGAUAUUAUGAAGUCUAUUUAUGAUAUGAUGGGGAAGUACACGCAUCCGUGUAUGAAGGACAGCGCAUCGAGAGAACAUGUGGAAAGUUUCUUUCAGAAAAUGGAUCGCAACAAUGAUGGUGUCGUCACGAUGGAGGAGUUCCUGGAAUCGUGUCAAAAGGAUGAGGCCAUCAUGGAGUCCAUGCAGAUGUUGGAUCACGUAAUUUAGCUCUGCACAACGAUCUUUGGACAUUUUUUGAGAACAGCAACAGUGUUUGAGCUGUUGUGGCGUCUGCCUGAUGACUCCCUCCAUCUUGCACCUACAAAAAAAAA
Carassius auratus (goldfish) is the source of this 1186-nucleotide messenger RNA. It is a transcript of the gene kcnip2, whose product is annotated as Kv channel interacting protein 2. Lineage: Eukaryota; Metazoa; Chordata; Actinopteri; Cypriniformes; Cyprinidae. Gene Ontology annotation, cellular component: voltage-gated potassium channel complex. The coding region runs from base 321 to 1082 and encodes 253 amino acids. The record is from RefSeq and is a predicted model, not a curated record. Gene Ontology annotation, biological process: regulation of potassium ion transmembrane transport. The transcript is spliced from 9 exons. Gene Ontology annotation, molecular function: potassium channel regulator activity; calcium ion binding.